Messenger RNA from Patiria miniata (bat star), 877 nucleotides. RefSeq lists its product as uncharacterized. Bases 104 to 745 code for a protein of 213 amino acids. The transcript is spliced from 3 exons. NCBI's taxonomy places the organism in Eukaryota, Metazoa, Echinodermata, Asteroidea, Valvatida, Asterinidae. The record is from RefSeq and is a predicted model, not a curated record.
CAGACGAAGGAAGCAAAGGGGAUUUGGAGGACGAGACUUGCUACACAGAGCACAACUUGUCGCUGCUGCUGCAGGAGAAGGAACGUCCCAGACAGAGCACAGGAUGAAAGGCACUAUAGAAAGGCUUCGUACAAAGGUUGAGUAUUUGUCCAACACAAACAUGUCACUCAAGCAGCAGCUGUCCAUGAUUCACACGUCCAGUUUGAAACAUCUAACCAACGACAGCGAAAACCAGUCCAUUUUGCAAGAGUUACUGCAACACAUGUCUGAGGAACACACCCAGCUGCUGCACCACCAUCUAGCACAGCUACGACUGUACGCUCAGGCCUGCGCAUUAUCCAAAUCAGCCCCCGAGGAAUCUGCAGCUGAAUCUACAGUCUUGGUACCAGACCUGGCUGACCAAUCACAGGACAUCUCACACAUGGCCAUGAUGUCGUCCUCGGAGGGCACCCUUGGGAACAUGGAGCAGACAGUCGUCAUGACGAUAACGUCUGAGGAAGAUUCGGAGCCGCUCGGCAACAUCGUGGAUAACCCCGGAGAUACUGUGGGACAUUACUCCUUGACUUUGGAUAAGGACGUUCACUUGUCACCAAAUGACAUUCCAUACCAGCUGACAAGCGAGGGACUGUCACCAAGACAUGCCACCUCUGAGUCGGGUCACGUUUAUCAAUCAGGUAGAACUCAUUCACAUCACAACACAGGCUGUGAUGUCACGCAACAGGAUUUUCACAAGAACAAAAGUUGAAAAUUGGUUCUUUCCAACAGCAUGCCAAAAAUAUUCUGCCCCGAUGGCUUUGACAAAAGAACGUUUGAUGACAACAUGUCAAAUGAGGGACCACCAUUAAAAUGUGGGAGAACUAACAGCCUGAAAGCCACC